AUGACUGAUACUGAGCGGCCGGGGUUGUAUAUGGCUCCUAUGACGAACAACGCCGAAGAACAACGAACGCGGUUGGGAGAAUUGGUUACUCGAGCUGCUGCGAAAGACGCCAUCAAAGACCACAAUGCAGCUGCUGAGCUUUACUCCGAGGCCACAGAGCUCCAAGCAGAUUUGAAUGGGGAAAUGUCGCUUGAUAAUGCAGACCUAUUGUUCGCUUACGGCAAAGCGCUAUAUAAUGUUGCUGUCAGCAAAAGCGAUGUACUCGGAGCUAAAGUGGCGGGUGAGCCACAUGCGCAGUCAAAUGCUGUAACUACCGAAAGCUCUACGUCUGUUGGAUCGACGUCAGCAAGCGACAACCUUAUUCAAAGCGCCGUGGCGAAUGGCGCGGCUAAAAAGGAGGCCGGUGCUAAUGAAAAAGAGCAAUCUGAGAAACAAAAUACGCCAUUCUUCCAGUUUACUGGCGACGAGAACUUUGACGAGUCGGAAGAGGAAGAGGAAGAUGAAGGCGCACAGGCCGAUGCUGGCGAUGAGGACGAGGAUGAUUUUGCCAAUGCUUUUGAGGUGCUCGAUCUCGCCCGUGUACUCUACCAGAAGAAAUUGAGUGCGGCGGAAGAAAGUGACGAGAAAGGAAAAUCAACGGAAGUGCCGUCCGAAAAUAAACAACUCAAAGAACGCCUUGCGGAUACGUACGACUUACAAGCUGAAAUCUCGCUUGAAGGAGAAAGAUUUCUGGAUGCUGUCACGGAUCUCAGAACGGCGCUUGAUUUGAGGCUGGCCUUAUUCCCCAUGGAAGAUCCCGCCGUCGCCGAAUGCCAUUACAAACUUUCUCUCGCCUUGGAAUUCGGCGCCGUCAGUAAGACGGAAGAAUUUGAUGAACAAGAUAGCCAUAGCCAAAGCAAAGUGGAUGAAGAGAUGAGGAAGGAGGCGGUGGUCCAAAUGGAGAAGGCUAUUGAAAGCUGUCAAGCUCAGAUGAUUCAAGAACAAAAGAGAUUGGAUGGUGAUGAUGCCCCAGAUGAGGACAAAGCAACAGCGCUGAAGAGGAGGAUUGAUAAUGUGAAGGAGAUAGUCGCAGACAUGGAGCAAAGGCUUAUUGAUCUCCGGCGUCCACCGGUGUUGAUUGAAGAACAAGAGCGGAGUGACGAGGCUGUCCUCAAAGGCAUCCUCGGUCAAAUUGUAGGCCAAUCUACUGCUGAACAGACAGCGCGGUUGGAUGCAGCGACGAAGAGCGCAACGGACUUGUCCGCGUUUGUUAAACGAAAGCCCGCUAGUGGCCAGUCUUCUCAGAAACCGGAUUCCAGCAAUAAGCGGCCUGUUGAACAAUCUUCUCAAGGUAAUGACGUGAAACGGGCGCGAGUGAGCGAUGGCAACGUUGAUAAAUCUUAG
Molecule: messenger RNA, 1383 nt
Organism: Aspergillus glaucus CBS 516.65
Lineage: Eukaryota; Fungi; Ascomycota; Eurotiomycetes; Eurotiales; Aspergillaceae
Product: SHNi-TPR domain-containing protein
Exons: 2
Coding region: 1-1383 (460 amino acids)
Biological process (GO): CENP-A containing chromatin assembly; DNA replication-dependent chromatin assembly
Cellular component (GO): nucleoplasm
Molecular function (GO): histone binding
Source: RefSeq, a predicted model, not a curated record